CUAGACACUGCUCGCAACAAAACAGUGUGUGUGAAGUUACCUAGGCGACCGUACCACGUCUUCUGUUCUCCAACGAUCAUCCUGUAACGGGGUCACUACUUUCCACAACGUGCCUUCUUUGGACAGAAACUCUCAAUCCACAGACCUAUUGUAAUACAAACCAUAACACACAUUUUAAAGCAUUAGCGAACAGGAAUUUAGUUUUUUAAAACUGCAUUAAUAAUAGAAUAAAUUAAAACUAAUAACACCAACGGCCACCGAAAUAAGCAUACCAAACUAAAUAAUUAGCUCAGUUCGUUGCAGCGUAAGCAGCCUUGAAAAAAUACAGACUAUAAACCGAAAUCAUAUUUUGUCUACAAAAAAUCAACUUACGCAAUGCUUUGUACUCGGGCUGAUCAAUUAAGUCUUCGCUUAACAUCGACAGAUAAAGCAUCACGUAACCUCGAGUUACAACAUGCAAAAGUCUUCAUGAUUCACUGAAACGUUACAGUACAUCGUUUGGGGAAAUUAUCUGCAUUUUACAGAAGAAUCAUAAUAUUUCAGGGUAAAUAACAGUAAUGCUAUCAUAACUGUCAUUACACACACAAUUCCGAAGUGACCUGGGCAAGGGUGAGUUCGCUGUCACUGCUUUUACGUAAAUUAUAUUUCAAACUGAAAAUAAACUUUGGAGUUUGCACUUGCAACUGAUUUUAAGAACAAAUGAAUUGUGAAUCCGUAUAAUAAAGCAAGUAAAUUGCAUUGAAUAAAAUAAAAGAUCCGACAUAAUAACAAAAACUUUAAAGGAAUAUAAUUAGUUGAUGACAUGUCAUUUAAAAUAAACUUACAUAAGUGCGCAUGGUGCAAAGAAGAAAGAAAAGUCACCGUUGUGUGAAGAUACAUGAACCCGAAUGGACCUCAGACUUAUCUAAAUAUUAAGUGCGUUUCAUUAUUAGUUCCAGGAGCUAUUUUCGUAAACGCUAAAAAAAAGCAAGGCAUGUAACGUUUUACUGUUCCAGUGGACUAUUAACAAAACUAAUUGAACAAUUUCGCAAUUUCGUGUUAUCGCUAAUAAAUCUGACAGACAAUAUUUUUAAAGAAAUGUAUACUGUAGUUUCAUACCAAUACUGCAAUCUGAAUCUAUACUCGGUUUACUGCCGAGACACUGCGAGCAGAUCAAUCAAAUCAUAUUAAGAAAACGUGACGUUUCGACAACUUCGAAACCAAAUUACUCAUGUUGAAAUUACACUCCGAACAUAUACAUUCAAUCAAAAAACAAGUGGUGGACAAACAGUGACUGUUCUCAAAGAGAAUACAUCUUUAAUCCACAUGACCCGAUAUUAUUAAGCAACAUUAAGCAUGGGCCAUAAGAGGAAGCAGAAGCAACGCCUGAUUCCGGAGCAAGAUCGCCGGAUAUGCGGCAGUAUCUGUUUCUGUCAACUCACAGUAGUGAUAAGCUGUGUAGCUCUGGUGUAUCUGACUGUAGCCAUCUACAUCCCAUCCCACAAAGCGUUCAAAUCUGGGCUGGAGCCCGUGCCGGUCACGUGUCAGACUAUAAAGUCCAGUAACCCCAGGAACUGUCCGUGGGCAUCGUGCGGAGAAUGGUGCCUCACUAAGACGUCAGGCUUCUGUCCGCAGAUCAUGGUGACGACCAGGCGCAAUGGUACCGACAUGCAACUGGAGAACUGUUCCAGACUUCAAUCCUUCGCCUGUCCACCGGUGGACACAGCAGCACUGAAGAAGUUCAACUGCAACAAUGGGUCCGAGUGCGGAUCCUUGACAGGGCUAUUCAACUGCUCGCUAGGACACUGCGCCAACUGGAGCGAUGCGUAUCAGUGCAAAUACAAGGCGGAUGGCAUUUCACUAGACAGUGAGCGAGAUAACAUGAAGAUGAGCGGUUUCUUUGAGUGUACAAAAUCUCGUUGUGUCGAAAUAAAACAGCAGUUAAUUUGUGAUCGUUACUGUAAUAAAAUCGCGACAACAAAUGCUAAUGUAUUCGUCUUAUAUGAUGAUUUCGUGUACAGCGGAGAGUGUACAAAUGUUUUCGCGCUCACAAGUACAAAUGGAUCUGAUCCAGGCGAGAGAAUAGAACCCACCGAAAUUUGGCACAGGAACACAGAUCAAGUUCUGAUCACAUCGUGCCAGACAACGACGAAGACAACAGACGGUUUAGGCCUAAAAGCAACAGAUUGUAUCAACGGCACACUUCUGGACGAAGAUUUAAUCCCAACUCCAUCGAUGAAUUUCACGACACUGUGGGCCCUAUACGCAAACAAGACGCGACCUGUGGAUCCCACACAGAGGUUCCUGCCCAUGCAGUCGGAACUGACCAUCUACAACUCCAGCAGGCUGUACAUUAACCUGGACGCCUGCGUGAACACACUCCGAGGAGAGUGUAAGGAAUUCUUUGGCACCCACGGCAGGGACGGCAGGAACAAUUCGGCGCAGUCGCGGUUUCCCUGCUUCUAUGAUAAGAACAACGACUUUUUCGUAGUGGCGAGAUUCGAUCUACAGAAGACUUGGCGAGAGCUGGUGAUCGCUGUAGUGGUUCCAACAGUUAUGUUUAUCGUGUCUUCAGCCACUCUGUGUAUCAUCACGCGAUCGGUUAGUGUGGGAGACGACACUAAGAUGCGCUGCAAGUACUGUGUUGGGAGCGGAGACAUGAACGAUGUAGACAUGAGCCUCAGCCGUGGGGCUACUAGAAACAACACGAACGAAUGUCUUCUGCCACGCUCGGAAGACAAUGCUACUACGUAAGAACUGACAUGGAAUCAGACACCGGUUCCACAGUGUGCUGCAUCAGCUUCGAAGACGGUUUCAACAAUGAACGAGCCCUCAUGGAACAGUGACCAGUAUCAGACCAUCAAAACAACGUGGAACUGGUAAAGAAACUCGUCAUUAACACAGCGAGUGGCCGUGUAACUUUGUGUGAGCAUUAAUUCGAUUAAGUUUACAUAAAUACUGACUACUGCCUUUUCAUGUGUCGGUGUUCAGAAACACAGCCUGAAUGCUUUCAUCUAUUUGAAAUGUUAUAUCUCACAAUGCUUUCUUCGUACGACAUAAAACGAAUUAAGCGAGGAAAUGUUAACCAA
This is a messenger RNA of Cryptotermes secundus, 3068 nucleotides long. RefSeq lists its product as uncharacterized. The record is from RefSeq and is a predicted model, not a curated record. NCBI's taxonomy places the organism in Eukaryota, Metazoa, Arthropoda, Insecta, Blattodea, Kalotermitidae. Gene Ontology annotation, molecular function: sodium channel regulator activity. The transcript is spliced from 6 exons. Gene Ontology annotation, biological process: regulation of sodium ion transport. Bases 1336 to 2733 code for a protein of 465 amino acids.